Molecule: messenger RNA, 1438 nt
Organism: Cicer arietinum (chickpea)
Lineage: Eukaryota; Viridiplantae; Streptophyta; Magnoliopsida; Fabales; Fabaceae
Product: transcription factor bHLH162-like
Source: RefSeq, a predicted model, not a curated record
AUGCAGCCUCGUGUUGCAAUUUCAGCAACAUAAGAAAUUUUUAUACUGUACUCUAGAUCGUAGAAGUAUUCACGUCCGAUUUUUUUGAUAAAAAAGAAUAAAAUUGAAAUUAAAAUUUUUGCAACAAUAUUAGAAUUAAAUAUUUUUGUUAAAAAACUUGAUAUCAUUUUAUAUUGAAGUAUAGAUGUUUUAAAAAUUUAGUUAUUUAAUUAAAUAAAGAAGGAUAAAAUUAUAAGUAAAUUAGUAGUUUAAAUUAUGUAAAAUUGGAAGAGAAAUACACAAAAAUCAUGGAUUUAUUUUUUUUACGUACGGUGUAGAUAAAUCUUUUAGGAUUAAUUUGAGCAAUGCAAAUUUGAUGUGAUUAUGUAUACUUUAGGAAGUGUUGUCAUUACCGGAGCAAGUUGAUGAGGCGAUAAACUACAUAAAGAAUUUAGAAGCAAAAGUGAAAAUGGAUAAAGAGAAGAAAGAGAUGUUAUUGAGAAAGAAGAAAAGAUCUCGUGAUUGCUUCAUUGGUGCACCAAAAUUACCACGUUUUGAGAUUCACGAAAUUGGUUCUUCUUUACAAUUUGUUUUCACAUGUGGAUUAGAUAACCGGUUCAUUUUAUAUGAAAUCAUACGUGUAUUGCAUGAAGAGAAUGUAGAGGUCAAGAGUGUCAAUUCAUCAACCUUUGGAGAUUUACUCGUUCAUGUUGUGCAUGCUAAGGUUGGUGAACGUUGUCUUCAAUUUGGAGGGACGAAAGUGAGUGAGAGAUUGAAAAGGUUUGUGAAUGAAUCAACAAGUGAUGAGGAAAUUAUACAGCCUAAGUUGGGGGAUUUUGAAAUGGGAACUGAUUUAUGGGGUUUUUAGAUGCAUCUUACUUUUUUCAAAACUUUUGUAAAAGAAGCACAAAAUAACAACAUACAAUUCCGUGUUUUCAAAAAAGAAAAAAUUGACCGGUAUAGGAAUCAACUAAUUAACAAGAUAUGGUUGUUACAAAUCAAUAUUAAUUCAAAAAGAAAAACAAAAAUGAUCCCUUCAAAUUGAUAGUUUUGGGUUUGAUCCAUGCCCGUGUAUGUAUGGAAAGUAAUUUGUUGAAAGAUAUUAGUUCUCUCUUUAAAUGAAAUUUUGUCUUUUGAAAUAUAUUAAUUAUAGUUUGUCUUCGCUUUUUUUAGAUGGGUCAGUCCUUAAGAUUACUUUAAAACGUCAUCUCUCCGAGUCCACUCAUAAUAAUAUCAUUUCUUUGUGUCUAUCUCCCUCUGUGUUCGGACUCGUACUUAUAUACAGAGUGCCUUUGACAUCAGGGAAUAUACACAAUCUUUUUUCAUCUUAUACAUCUUACUUUUCGAAUCAAUACUUACUUGAACGUUAAAGUGUUUGUAGAUAUCACCUAUUCGUCAGAAUUCAGUGCAAUCCACAAAAUCAGCCAUCAUCUUAAAUCCAAUUCGAAUCAAUAACAUA